AUGGGUCGACAUACGUCGAAUAAUAUUCGAUGCACCUUCUCUGAUGGUAAUUCGGGAUUUUUACGAGCAGCGCGAGCAGGAAAUCUUGAGAAGGUUUUGGAAUACCUUCGUUCAGCAAUUGAUAUAAAUACAAGCAAUGCUAAUGGAUUAAAUGCAUUACAUUUAGCAUCAAAAGAGGGUCAUGUAAAUAUUGUUCAAGAGCUUCUUUCACGUGGUGCCAAUGUCAAUGCAGCGACGAAGAAAGGAAAUACAGCUCUUCAUAUUGCAUCAUUGGCUGGCCAGGAAGAAGUUGUCAAACUUUUAGUUAAACACAAUGCUAACAUUAAUUGUCAAUCACAAAAUGGUUUUUCUCCUUUAUAUAUGGCUGCACAGGAGAAUCAUAUUGAAGUAGUGAAAUUUCUGCUCGCUAAUGGCGCUAAUCAAAGUCUAGCUACAGAGGAUGGAUUUACACCUUUGGCUGUUAGCCUUCAACAAGGUCAUGAUAAAGUGGUAGCUAUUCUUUUAGAAAAUGAUUCAAAAGGUUCAAAAGUACGUUUACCAGCAUUACAUAUUGCCGCAAAGAAGAAUGAUACAAAAGCUGCUGCCUUACUUUUACAAGGUGAAAGUCAACCGGAUCUUAAUUAUAAGUCCGGAUUCACUCCAUUGCAUAUCGCAGCUCACUAUGGAAAUUUGGAAGUGGCACAAUUAUUAAUUACUCGUGGUGCUGAUGUCAAUUAUGCAGCAAGUCAAAAUAUAACACCGUUACACGUGGCAUCAAAAUGGGGUAAAGAGAAUAUUGUCAGAUUGUUACUUGAAAAAGGCGCACAAAUUGAUGCUAAAACAAAAGAUGGCCUUAGUAAGUUUGAUGAAUUUAUUUUUAAUAGAGAAUAUUUAUUUUGGUUUUGUGUUAUAUUAGCACCACUUCAUUGUGCUGCUCGAUCAGGUCAUGAUCAAGUAGUUGAUUUAUUACUUGAAAGUGGUGCUCCAUUUGGUGCAAAAACUAAAAAUGGUCUCUCAGCACUUCAUAUGGCUGCACAAGGUGAUCAUGUUGAUGCAGCACGUAUUUUACUUUAUUAUAAAUCUACAUUGGUCGAUGACGAUUAUCUUUCGGCUUUACACGUUGCAUCACAUUGUGGAAAUUAUAAUGUUGCUAAACUUCUAUGUGAACGACGUGCUGAUGUUAAUGCUAAAGCAUUAAAUGGUUUUUCAUGUUUACAUAUAGCAUGUAAAAAAAAUCGUUUAAAAUUAGUUGAAUUAUUAAUAGUCAAUGAUGCUGAUAUUGAAGCUCGAACAGAAUCAGGUUUAACUAGUUUACAUGUUGCAGCAUUUGUUGGUAGUCAUGAUAUUGUUGUUUAUUUAUUACAACAUGAAGCUAAUAUCGAUGCAACAACAAUACGUGGUGAAACACCAUUACAUUUAGCAACACGUAAUAAUCAAGUUGAUAUUGUUCAAACAUUACUUCAUUAUGGUGCAACAGUUGAUGCUAAAGCUAAAGAAGCACAAACAUGUUUACAUUUAGCAACACGUUUGGGAAAUAUUGAAAUAGUUAAUUUAUUAUUAAAAGCUAAUGCAUUUGUUGAUAGUGAAACAAAAGAUGGAUAUUCAAGUUUACAUAUUGCUGCUAAAGAAGGACAUGAAGAAAUAGCUAGUUUAUUAAUUGAUCAUGGAGCUAAUUUAAAUUUAUUUACUAAAAGAAAUUUUUCGGCAUUACAUAUUUGUAGUAAAUAUGGUAAUAUUAAAGUUGCUAAUCUCCUUCUACAAAAAGGAGCUACACCAGAUAUACAAGGCAAAAAUGAUUUAACACCAUUACAUUGUGCUGUUCAUUAUAAUCAUAGUAAUAUUGCACUUAUUUUAUUACAACAUGGUGCUAGUCCACAUGUAACCGCACGCAAUGGUUAUACACCAUUACAUAUAGCUGCAAAGAAAAACGCACUUGACAUUGCUGAAAUGUUAUUGGAAUAUAAUGCUAAUACAAAUGCUCAAUCAACGGGUGGUUUUACACCAUUACAUUUAAGUUGUCAAGAUGGUCAUUCUGAUAUGACUUAUCUUCUUUUAGCUAAUCAUGCUGAUCCAAACAUAGCAUCAAAAUGUCAUUUAACACCAUUACAUUUAUGUGCACAAGAAGAUCGAGUUAAAUGUGCUGAAGCAUUAGUUAAUAAAAAUGCUGAUAUUAAUGCACAGACACUUAGUGGUUAUACAAGUUUACAUGUUGCUUGUCAUUUUGGUCAAAUAAAUAUGGUUCGUUAUUUACUUAAAGUUGGUGCCGAUGUUAAUAUUGAAACAAAUCUCAUGUUUACACCGCUUCAUUCAGCUGCUCAACAAGGUCAUGUUAUGAUUGUUAAAUUAUUACUUGAAUAUGGUGCAUCACCAAAUAAAACAAAUAAACAUGGAAUGACAGCUUUAUCAAUUGCACAACGUCUUGGUUAUAUAUCUGUUGUUGAAGAACUUAAAGUUGUUACUGAAACAACAAUAGCUAGUAAACAUGAAUUAAUAACCGAAGAACGUUAUAAGAUUCAAGCACCAGAAGUUUCACAUGAAGAACAUCCAUUAACUGAUUCAGAAGAUGAAACAGCUGAAGAUAAUAUUGAAGUUAUUUAUCCUGAAAUUGGAUAUUUCAUAUCGGCAAAUUCUACUGACAAUGUUAAAAUACAUAAAAAAACGACUAAAGGUAGUCAUAUGUCUGUAUAUCCCUAUUUGCCUGUCAACGAAUAUAUGCUUGGUGAUGCUAGUUCAAAUGUUCAUAUGCAAUAUUUACGUGAAGGUGUUUUAAUGACUGAAGCAGAAGAAAAUAAACUUAAUCAAACAUCAUUUAUUAAAGAAGAGACAGAAUAUCCAAUGUUAGCAGCAAAAGAUCAUUGGACAGAAAGUCGAGAUAAUUUACAUGAUCAACCUACACCAACAAUAGCACCACAAACUUUUGUUUCUGAUAAUGAAACAAUUACAAAACCACGUCAUGCAGGAUUUUUGGUAAGCUUUUUGGUCGAUGCUCGUGGUGGUGCAAUGCGUGGUUGUCGACAUUCAGGUGUAAGAGUUAUAAUUCCACCAAAACGUGCUAGUAUGCCAACAAGAAUAACAUGUCGAUUUGUUAAACGUGAAAAAUUAACUAUACCACCACCAUUAAAUGAAGGUGAAGCACUAGCAGCACGUGUUUUGGAAGUUGGACCUGUUGCUUGCAAAUUUCUUGGACCUGUUAUUCUUGAAAUACCACAUUUUGCUUCAUUACGUAAUCGUGAACGUGAAAUCGUUGUUUUACGAAGCGAUAAUGGUGAAAAAUGGACUGAACAUACAGGUCCAACAACAGAUGAAGCAGUACGUGAAGUACUUGGUGAUGUUGUUGAUUCCGAAGAUUUAGAUAAUGCUGAAGAACUUCAUUCACGUCGAAUAACACGUAUAAUAACAAAUGAUUUUCCUCGUUUUUUUGCAUUAAUAACACGUAUUCGUCAAGAAGCACAUUUUAUUGAUGAACAAGGUGGUUUAUUAAUAUCAUCAAUAAUUUCAACUGUUCAAGCACAUAUACCAGAAAAAGCCUUACAAAAACGUAUUCGUAUAUCACUUCAUGUUUUACCAAUUUCAUCUCAAUUAGUUCAACGUUCAUUUGGUUCACGUGUUAAUGUAAGUCCUGUUAUAACUGUUGAACCACGUCGUCGUAAAUUUCAUAAACCAAUAACAUUAACAAUUCCAUUACCAAGUAAAUCAGCAACAACAAGAAAACAUUCUCAUCAACAACAUGCAAAUGCAUAUACAAGUGAUUCUCAAUCAUUACGUUUAUUAUGUAGUAUAACUGGUGGUACACAUGCUGCUCAAUUUGAUGAUAUUACAGGACAUACACCAUUAACAUUUUCCAACGAUUGUGCUACAUUUACAACAACGGUUUCAGCUCGAUUUUGGUUAAUUGAUGCUCAAGGUACACCAGAUGUAUUAAAAUUAGCACAUGAAAUAUAUCGUGAAGCUAUAUCAGUUCCAUAUAUGUCACGUUUUAUUGUAUUUGCUAAACGACAUGAUCUUAAUGAAGCACUUGUUCGUUUAUUUUGCAUAACAGAUGAUAAAGAAAAUAAAACACUUGAAAUGCAAGAACAUUUUACUGAAAUAGCUAAAUCAAAAGAAGUUGAAGUUGUUAAUGGAAAUUCAAUUUAUAUUGAUUUACAAUCAAAUAAUUUACAAACAAUUAUUAAAACAAACGAACAAUUAACAUUAGUAUUUCGUGCAUUUAAAGAAAAUCGUUUACCAUGUGUUGUUCGUAUUCGUGAUCAAGAACAAGAACCAUCAGGACGUUUAAUUUUCUCAAAAGAUAAUGGAAAAUUAACAUCUAUACAACGAACAACAUCAAUUACAAUGACAAAUGGACAACCAUCAUCAUUAUCAUCAACAACAAUUAUUGAUCCACAAGCAUUACAAACAAUUUGUAAUUUAAAUAUUAUUAUACCAGCUUAUGAUAAAGAUUUACUUGAGAGUGAAGAACGUCUUCGAGCUUUACAUUCUGUUGAACGUGAUCGUCAUUCUGAGAGUUGGAAAUCGGAUGAUAUGUAUAGAAAAGGUGAAAUACGCUUAACUGAUAUUGCACGAUUACUUGGAAGUGAUUGGCCAGCACUUGCUGCUGAACUUGAAUUAAGUGAAGACGAAGUUACAAAAAUUAUGGACGAAUUUGGAGAAAAUGCUUCAUUACAAAUGUUACGUUAUUGGCUUAAAUCACGAGGAAAUGAAGCAACAGGAAAUUGUCUUCAACAAGCCUUACGUAAAAUUGGAAAAGAAAAUAUUGUUCACAAUUGUGUAUUUAAUAUUGAAUGGGUUACUGAUGCAGCAGAAAAAGAAUUAGCUAAAGCACGUCUCAAUAGUCGAGGUGGUAGUGUUGAUGGCACAGCAAUUAGUGGUCGACGAUUGGAUGAAGGUUUUGAAAGUGAUGAUGAAUAUGAACGUCGACGACAAGGAAAAUCUAAUUUCUUAACUGAUGAUACUAAUCGAAUACCAACAACAACAAUUAUAAAAACGAUAACAUUUGAAGAAAUAGGUGAAGAUGAUCUAGGAGGAAAAAAACCGACCAAUGAAAAAAUAGUCUCACAAUUUAAACAAUUAGAACCACUUAAAAUGGUUAAACGUGAUCAUUCCAAAGAUUUUAUUCCUUCAUCAUCAUCAACAUCAAGUGCAGAUACAAUUGUUACUGUUGCCAUGAGAAAAAGUUUAGGUGAACGUGAUGGUCCUUUAUAUUUUGUUGAUUCAAGUAAAGCACCUACACCAGCAUCACGUUAUGGUGGUUAUUAUUCAAUAUAUCAUCCACAGAAUUAUUCAGGUUCAAUAACACCAUUAAAUUAUCAAUCUCAUCCAUUUGAAAUGAUGCAUCUUGAAAGUUUAAGAGAAAAAUUAAAUAGAUUAUCACGUGAUAAAGCUGAUCUCGAUGAUCCAUAUGGUACAUUAUCAAAGCAACGAAGCACAGAUAUGGAUGAAGGACGAAUAACGCCAAAAGCUAGUUCGGAAUUUCAAUCAAAAAAAUCUUCAUCAAAAUUAGGUGAUUUUGGUAUUGUUAAUAUUGUUCAAGAAGCAACACCAACUUUACCAGAUAAUCAAACAAAUAUAACAUCAAUUCAAUCAGAUAUAAAUGAAAAACCAACACCAACACAACAAUUAGCUGAACAAACUGUUUCAAUGCUAGAUGAUAUACCACCUAUACGUGCUAAUCAACCACCUGUAAGUGAACGUUUAAUAAAAUCGAAAAUAAUACCCGAACCAGCACGUGCAUUAGCUAAUGCACUUAAACAUGCUGUUGUUAGACCAUUAAAAAGAACGAUAAAAAAAAAGAAAUCUUUUGAUGGAAAUCUAACUGAACAACAAAUAACUUGUUCUCAUUCACCUAUUGUUCAUUCAUUUUCUCAACCAUCAUCAAUUCUUAUUGAAAAUCAUGAUCAACAAUUAAAUGAAAUAUCUAUUGAUUCAAAUGAAUCAACAAGUCCAAUUACAUUAACAUCAUCACCAACUAAACCACCACGUUUAAGUGAUGAAUCAGGUUCAUCAUCAUCGAUUGAAGUUAGUUCACCACCACCAGCUAAACCGCCAAGACAUUUUUCUUUAUAUAAAAAUGAAAAUGAUAAUAAUGUAAUACAACAAACAAAUGAUGUUGUAAAAAAAGUUUUAAAUAUUGUUGAUACAUUUAAUAAUGUACAACAAAAUGAUCAUCAUACAAAUAUCUUACGACAAUCAUUAUUAAAUGCAAAUCCAUCACUUAAUUGUCAAAUAUCAAAUAGUUUAAAAAAUAUUGAAACAUUUUCUGUUCAACCAACUUGUAUUACAAUAAACACUAAUCUUCCAUUAACAACAAAAUCUUUUGAUAAUGAUAUAGAUAAACCAAUGACAAUCAAAUCAUUUUCUACUUCUAUUGAACAAUCAAAUAGUUUAGAGAAAUCAACAAAUGAAAUCAUUCCAAUUGAAAUAAUUCAAUUGGCCAAAGAUCUAACAGAAAACAUUUUACAAGAAGUUGAAAAACGAACUAAAUCCGCAAAUUUUGAUUCAACUAUAAAUAAUAAUCAACAAAUCUUAUUUGAUAAACUUGCACAAUUGGAACAAGAACAAAAAAAUAAUAAACCUUGUGAUAAUAUGCCAUCAUUUUCUCAUUCUAAAGUUACAACUCACAUAUUACCCACUCAGACCACAUCACGUCCACUAAUGUUUGUUUCGUUAAGUUCUUCGUCUAACCCUACUAAAAAAAAUUUACCAUUACUUGAUAUUGUUACAACAAAAGCAACACCUUUAUUCACAACUUCAGUAAAAGUCACUAGUCCAUCAACACCUAUACUCUCAUCAACAACAACAAUUACUAACACCGAUGAGGAAUUAAAUAACACAUCAACAUUAAUCUCUAAUAGUAAUAAAACUUCUAAUAACACGGAAGUAUUACAAACUAAUAGUAAACAAGAUAGGCUUGAUUCAAAUGAUCCAACAGCAUAUGAAGAUACAGUAAUUUUACCGCAAAACAUUGGUAAUACAACAUCAAUUUUUUCAUUUCUAUCUGAUUAUGAUAAUUUACGUGGUUCAAGCGGAAGUUUAAAUGAUGAUAAUCAACAAACACAAACCUUACCAUCAACUGUCCCUUCAUCAUCGGAAACCAUAUCAUCAACUGCAUCAUCAUCAAUGACAACAAUCUAUCAAAGUUUUGAUAAUUUUCCAUCAUUAUCAUCAUCAACAACAAGUCCGACAUAUGUAUCAGCAGCUAGUACAUUUAAUACAGGUGGUACAACAACACCACAACAUUUAGAUUCUGACAUAAGUGAUGAAGAACUUGUUGAAUCAGUUGAUAGUGAAAAUUCACCUCAAGCUUCGACGCCUAUAAUCGAAAUAAUUGAAGAUAAUAGCGAACCGAUUGAUGAAUGCGAUAUGACAUUUCUUACUGAAGUUCUUGCUCAAUACAAUCAGAAUCUUCAUCAUCAAGGUUUGCAUAAUUUCGAAACAACAAAUGUUCAAUCAUCAUUUGAUAAAGAAGCUACGCUUGCCAGCAAAGUAGAAGAACCGCCGUUAUCAUCAUUAUCAUCAGCAUCAGAAUCAUUAUCAUUAUUAAUCUCUGUUUCUUCUGCUUCUUCCUCUACCACCUUUCCUUCUUUUCCUCCUUUUCAUAUCACUACUAAAACAUCAUCUAAACUUUCAUCGAACAUGUCAAAUAAAACUUCCAAUAUAACAUUGCAAAAUUUUAAUAAUAUUCCAUCAACAUUAACAAAUCUAAAUGAAGAUAAACCAAUAAAUAAUAAUCAACAAGAAAAAAAAGAUUCAAAUAUUAAUUUACAAUCACCAAUACAUCAACGUCGUUUACCAUUACCAGAUAAAUUAACAUUUGAACAAAAUAUAACAAAUCUUAUUGAAAAAGAAUCUCCUUUAUUACAAUCAGAAUUAUUAACUACUGAACAUGAAUUAUCUGUAUUUCGUUCGCGUUUAGCUGUUAAUGAAGGUGUUACAGCUGUAACAGGUACAAUACUUGAAUCACUUAAAGAACAGUUUGAGUCGAAUCAUAAAACUGAUAGUACAACAUCACCAGUUGAUAAAUAUAAAACGAAUAUUCUUCAACAUUCUUUAUCCGUUCAAACAUCACCAAUUACUGAAAUAUUACCAGAAUCAAUUGAAAUACAUUAUGAUGCUGAAUCACCUAAAAGUCCAUAUAUACUUGUUAAAGCAAUAAAUUCUUUUUGGAUUGUACAACCAAUAGAUGAUUCUGAAGUCGAAAAACAUUUAAAAAGAUUCUCAUCACCAAUUAUGAAGCGGGCUGCUAUUAAACUACCAGAUACAUUUCAUAUACUUAAUUAUAAUUCUGAUGAUGAAGAAAUUUUUAAAGAAAAAUUAAACGAAGAAACUCUUUCAUCUUUAAUUCCCAAAACACCAACAAAUAUUGACGAAGAAAAUAAAACUAAUGAUUUAAUAUCCGAAGAAAAUGAAAGUUCAACAACCGAUCAACAUGGACAAUUAGGAGAAAUGAAAAAAAUACAUUCAUCAUCAUUACAUCAAUAUAAUGAUCAAUUUGAAAAAUUUAAUGAUAAAAUUGAUGAAAUUUAUUCAAUUAUUGAUUGUGUAAAACAUGAUAAAUUCACAUCAACUGUUUUAAAUAAUCUUCAUGUGAAAUUAAAUGAUUUAAAAUUAUUUCUUCGUCAUAUUCAUUUAAAUAAACAAGAUGAAUUACGUAUUGAAUAUGAAUUAGAUGAAUUAGAAAAUUUUUUCAAUAAAACAUCUAAACAUGAUGAUUAUAAUUUUAUUGAAUUAUUUGAACAAAAUCUUCGUGAAUUACAAUAUAUUGUUCAAGAAAUAAAAAUUCUCAAACCUCAAACAGAAGAAAAUUUCAUAAAACAAUUUGAAUUAAUAAGAAAUAAUAAUCAAAAAGAUAAUUCAAAUAAAUCAUUAAUUACAUCAAAAACAACAUAUAAUCGUCUUAUACCUGAAAAUCCUGUUGUAACAAGUGAUAUCUUUUUUGAAAGUAAUAAAAUAUUAAAACAAAAAAAAAUUUCUCCGACAAAUCCUCCUCGUCUAAUACCUGAAGAUGCUCGAAUAAGUGCUUCAAGUUUUUAUGAAGGUGAUAUAAAUCGUUCAUUAUAUCAACAUUCCGAACAAGAAAAACAAAUUGAUAUUUCAAAUAAAAGAAAAACUCUUAUACCUGAAAAACCUUAUAUUUCAUUUGAAAAUUUUUAUGAAGGUGAUCCACAACGUUCAAUGUUUAUUGAACGUCCAUUAUUAACACAUACUGAAUCUUUAGCAUCAUCAUCAUCACCACCAAUAUCAAUUGAUAAUCUUCGAGCAAUUAUGAGUGAUUUAAUGCUUGUAGCAUCAUGGUCAAAAAAACCAAAAAUGAAAACUCAACAAACAAAACCUGAUGUUGAAGUUGAGGCUGAAUCAUUUAUAACAGCGGAAAAAUGGCAUUCAAAAUUAUGCGAAAUUACACAUGAAAUUGAAAAUUUUUCACUAUCACAUCCUUCAAUAUUAAUUGAAGAACAAGAUACAAUAUCACCAGUAAAUAUAGAAUUAAAUGAAGAACAAAAUGUUGAAUCUUCUCACAUGUCUGAACAAGAAGAAAAUUUAAAUGAUAUGGUUAUUAUUGAAACAUCUUCAAAUGAAGAUCAAUCAAAAUAUAUAUUAAGUGAUACUGAAUUUAUUAUUGUAUCUUCUCCAUCAUUCAAACAAGAUAAUAAACAACAAUUAAUUAUGGAACCUUGUUCUACUAUUGAUUUAGAAUUAAAUAAUAAUGAAAAUAUUUUAACAUCUUCAUCUUUGAUUAAAUAUAAUUCUGAACCAAUUGAAAAUGAUUCUUUUAGUAAUGACCAAGAAGAUAUCAAUGAAGAAAAUUUAUAUAGUUCACAAACAUUACGAUUGUAUAAUGAAGAUUAUAUGAAAUCAUCUGAGUCAAUAAUAUCUCAUGUACAACGUUCAAAUAUUAUUUCUAAAACUAUAACAUCUUAUAAUGAUGAAGGAGAAGCAGAAGGUGAACAACAAGAAGAAGAAGAAGAAGAUAUGGAAGAAAGUCAUUUUCGUCCUACACAUCUUGAUAUAUAUUCUGAAGAACAAAUGAAAUAUGAAAAUCUUCUUAUUAAAACAUCAAAUAAUCUUGUUGAACAAAUAUUAAAUGAAGCUAUUUCAGAUAUAAUUGAAUAUGAACAAAAUUAUUUAUAUUAUCAAGCAGCAGUUCAAAUUGUUAAUGAUGUUAUGGAAAAUAUUUUUCUAAACUAUGAUAAUGAAUUUAAUUUAAUUGAAUCAACAUCCAUUAGCAAUAGUAGUACAAGUAGUGAUAAUGAAAUAAAAGAAGAAGACGAAGAAUAUAAUGAUGAAUAUUUAUCAUCAUCUGAUGACGAAGAAAACGUAAAACUAAUUCCACAAGUAUAUGAUCAACCAUAUUUAUUUGUUUCUGAUGUAAUUACAUCAAAAUCAACUCAAGAACUUGGUAGUCUUAUACAAGAAUUACAAACACUUGAACAUAAAAUUCAUCAUAUUCAUUCAUUAUCAUUAUCAUCAUCUUCAUCAUCAUCAUCAAGUUUAUCUGAUAAUGAUCAAAUACAAUCAUAUGAUACAUCUAUUCCAACAAUAGUUAAAACAAAAUCAAUUAGUGAAUUAACUAAUCUUGUUAUCGAAUUAGAACAUAUUGAAGAAGAACUUGAAGAUAAAUUUGAUACACCGAUAAAUGUAGAUAAAUCACCUAUAUCAUCAAAAUCAUUUAAUGAACUUGGUGGUCUAAUUAAUGAAUUAAAUAAUGUUUCGAAACAAUUAAAUAAUCGUAUACAUGAAGAAAUUUUUACAUCAACAAAUAUUGAUUCAUUAUCACAAGAUAUUAUUAAAUAUCGUCGUGAUUCACAAUCAAAUGGAAUUAUUCCUAGUUCCCAUAAAAAGGAUCAACAAUCAUUAUAUUCAACAAUAUAUGAACAAGGUUUCGAACAUACAAAACCAACAUUAAUUAAUCAUGUUGAUCAUAUUCAUGAUCAAUCAGAACAUGAACAAAUUGAAAAUCAAGUUGUACAAGUUUUGGUUGAUAAUAUUAUUAAAGAAGCACAUGAUAUUAUGUUAUCUGAGUUAUCAUCAAAUGUUUCUCAAACAAUUGUAAAAUCUGUUCCAACAAUUAUUAUUGAUGAACAUCUUAAACCAUGCCAUCGAUCGUCAGUGACAAGUAUCUCGGAUGAUUUAGAACUUUCACAUGAAGAAUAUACAGUUGAUAGAACAAUAGAAUUAGCUGCACAAUUGGAUUAUCUUCAACGUAUGUCACGUUAUGAAAAAUUAACAAAUGAACAAGAACCAAUAGAAAACUCUCAAAUUAUUCAAGAAGAUUCAUUGAUUCAUACAAAUUCUAAUAAUGAUCAAGAAUUAAAAUCAAUAAAGGAUUUAACUGUAGGUCAUGAAGAACAUCCAUCAUCUAAUGAAAAUAACCUUAAUAAAUUAUUAAUUCAAUCUGUAUUUCAACCUCAAAUAAAUAUCAUUCAUGAUUUAAUGAUAACAAGUGAAGAUUCUAUAAAUCAACAUUCGACAGAUUCACUUGAUUAUCAUUCAAUUGAAAUCGAACCUAACCAGUUAUCUAAUCAACGAACAACUAGUGAAAAUAGUCUUCAUAGUGCAUCAUCAAUGCAUACAUAUGAUAGUCAGUCUUUAUCGACUUCAUGUUUAAUUGAUAAUAACGAUUUAAGACAUUCAAAUGAUGAUGAUAAUAAUCAAGAAAAUUUAUUUGAUCAUGUUAAAUCAUUCUGUAGCAAGCCGAUUGAAAUCGUAAGUGAAACAAUAGACAAUCAAGUUAAACAACGAACUAGUGAAUCAAAUAUAAAUGAUGAUCAACGAAUAGAUAAUAAUGAAAAAGAAUAUUUAACAACACAACAACAUUUUCAAUCAGCUUAUGAUUUGCAUGAUGAAGAAAAAAGUAAACUUGUUCGUAGUCCUGAACUUUAUAAUAUGAAACAUGCUGUUAAACAUAAUCAUCGAUCAUUAAUAACAAAUUCACAAAUACAACAUCGUACAUUAUCAGAAUCAGCAUUAAUUAUUGAUGAUGGAAAACAUCAAAAUUUAACACCAAGUAAUGAAGUAUCAAGUGAAUUUUUAACAACAAUAUCAAAAGAUAAUUCAUUAGAAUCAAUGCAACAACAACGUCUUUCAACACCAUUUGAUGAUGUUAUUGAAAAAGAAUCAAGUCCAGAACAUUCCGAAUCCUAUAAUGUACCAAUAUCAGCUUUUUCUGAUGUAAUAGAACCAACUAGUAGUUGUCAACGUCCACUAGCAUUUUGUCUAUCUCAACAACAACAACAAGUCAUAACUGACGCAGAAUAUCGUAGAGUUGCAAAUGAUUUAGUAAAUCAAGUAUUACGAGAUGUCAUCGCAGAAUUGGCUGGCGAACAAGAUGAUUCAUCUUUAAGUAAUAAAAGUGACAAAUUAUCUACAAGUAGUACAUCAUCUGAUAAUGAUGAUGAACUUUGUGAACAAGAUGAUGAUGAAAUUAUACAAAAUCAAUUAUCAAAUUCAUCGAACUUAAAUGUUUCUCCUCAUGUAUCAUUUGCAAAAGUCUUGCGUCGUGCUCAAACUGAUGCCGAACAUUUUGAGAUCAUUCAAAGUCCACAUCGAAUAAUUCCAUCACUUAUUCGUCGUAAUUCUCAAUCGGAUACCGAAACAUAUUUUCGUACAGUAUCAUCAUCACUUAAUAAUUCUACACAAAGAAAAUCUCCGUAUGAUAAUUCAAGUUCGGAUGAGAAAUUUACAAAUACAAAUUCUACAUUAUUAAUGCAACAAAAUGAAAAAUAUUCAGGUGAAGGUGAAGAAAGUAGUGGAGGAAAGCAACGAAUUAUACAACGAAGAAAACGUUCAAAUGAUACAAUGAAUACAAAUGAAUCACCAGGAACGAAAAAUCUUUCAUUUAAAUAUGAAUUUGUUGAUAAUUUCAAACGACAAGAAAGUCUUGAAUCACCAUCAAAAGAUUCAAAUGAAAAAUUAAUUCUUAAAAGUUUACAAGAAGGAAUACUUCGUACAAAUUUAAAAUCAUUACAAACAGAUUUAGAUUUAAUUAAUCAACAAGAAGAAAGUUUUCAUGAACAAAUUUAUUCAUCAACAACUAAAAAACUUUCACCUUAUUAUGAUUAUGAUGCUGGAAGUGAAGCUGAACGUGAUGAUUUAAAAAUUUCUUCUAUACAUAGUGAUAUUGUUUUACAAACAUUUUCUAAUCAAUUUAAUUAUAAUAAUUUACAAGAUUUUAAUUCUGAUAGUCAUCCUAUAAUAAAUGUUUCAUCAUCAAUAGAAUUAAAUGAAAUAUCUUCUUCGAUUAAUAUUGAUAUUAAAAGUCUUCUUGAUGAUUUAAUUGAAUCAAUAAAUGAUGAUUUAUCAAUAUCAAUAUCGAGUGAACCAUUAUCAUCACAAUCAGAUGCAACAACAGUUAUAUUUAAUUCGAAUAAAAAUUCCAUGGAUGAUGAAGAAAGUCUUGAAAAAUAUUCUUUUAUAUCUAGUCAUGAUCUAAAUCAAAAUGAUAAAAAAUGCUUAAUAAUACCAAUAUCAAGUUCUUCAUCAUCAUCAUCUCCAACUCAUUCUGUGAUAUAUUAUCAACAAGAUCGUUCAUCACAAAUUAAAAAUAAUUUAACUUCUUUUGUAAAUACAAGUCCCAAAAAACAAUCAUCAAUACCAUCAUUGUCUAAUAUUGAAUUAAUCAGUCAUAAUACUAAAACAAAAUUUCGUUCAUAUCCCGGUUCAUUGGGAGGUGCUCACAUACCUCCUUCUAUCGAAUCUAUUCUCAAUGAUUAUUGUUCAACGACAACAACAUCUACUACUUCUCAAAGUAGUAACUAA
Molecule: messenger RNA, 13731 nt
Organism: Rotaria sp. Silwood2
Lineage: Eukaryota; Metazoa; Rotifera; Eurotatoria; Philodinida; Philodinidae
Source: the annotation of a GenBank genome assembly